Molecule: messenger RNA, 5927 nt
Organism: Rattus rattus (black rat)
Lineage: Eukaryota; Metazoa; Chordata; Mammalia; Rodentia; Muridae
Gene: Grip1
Product: glutamate receptor interacting protein 1
Exons: 24
Coding region: 977-4282 (1101 amino acids)
Biological process (GO): neurotransmitter receptor transport, endosome to postsynaptic membrane
Molecular function (GO): nuclear glucocorticoid receptor binding
Source: RefSeq, a predicted model, not a curated record
GGCUUGGACAGAUACAGUUAAACGCAGUUUCACCUGCCCCUUGGCUCCUAUGGUUUAUUGUGAAGCAGGGGGACUGGAGUUCCAGGAGCUCCAAGUUCCCCUUCUCUGAAACCGCACGGUCCCUGUUCCCUGUAUCUGCUGUCCCUAAGCCUAUGAGAAGCUUCUCUGAGAAGCGCAUUUUAAUAUUUAGAUCAAACGGUGAUUGGAAUACAUUAAUGCCCAGUGGGUUUGAAAGCAGCUGCUGAGCCUUCUCCCUGCUGCUCCAAUUAACACAUGCAGCACACUCAGUCAGCAAGAGGGCUGAGCAUAUGGAUGAAACCACUUCGCAGAUCACUAGUGUGGCUGGCAGGAGAGGCGAAGGGUUAACUAGCCUCCCCUUUUCCUAAACCGCAGCUUUCGAGGAAGUUUUGCACACGGCUGUCCUGCUUGGAGCACAGGAAUGCUCGUAGGAGUGGGUAGGAUUAGCAGGUGGGCAAAGCCAGGUCUUCCCUAGUUUGGUUCAGUCCAUUGACUAGCGCGCUUCCCCACCCCCGCCCCGCGAUGGAGGUGUUGGGGGAUGCCUCUUGCUUCAAGCUGAAUUUCUUUAACUUUUGUUUGGUUUGGAAACAAGUUGAAGCCCACAGCUUUGCUGAGUUUUUUUUCCCCCUCUCUCACUCUCUCUAAUUAUUAUCUUUUAUUAUCCUCUUACUUUCUUUCUCUGCCCCACCCAUCCUUUAAAAAAAAAAUAGUAGAUUUGACAGUUUCCUGGGCUAAAUGAGAAGUCUCACCAAGCUACUCCCACGCCGCUGUUGUGUUUUCUUCUGCUGUGGCUGAACUCUUGGCCUUGAUGGGCAUAAGGAGAAAGGCUGGGGGGUAAUGUGUCCCGGUCCCCGGGCUUGGUGAGGGUCAUUCAUGCUCCGCAGGCUUGAAGAGCAGCUGGGCUGUCCGCUCUGCUGCUGGCUGCGCCGCCGCUGCCACGGUGCCCCGGGAGCCAGUCAUGGACCGCUUCCUGGGAUUUGUCAAGCAGAUUCGGAGAUCCAGGAGAAGAAAAGGGAAAAAGUACCGGCCAGAAGAGGAUUACCAGGAGGGCUAUGAGGAUGUCUAUUACUACGCUUCGGAGCAUUUUCGAAAUGAGAGUCCCUACACUAAAUCUGCCAGCCAGACAAAGCCGCCUGAUGGAGCAUUGGCUGUGAGGAGACAGAGCAUCCCAGAGGAAUUCAAGGGCUCCACAGUGGUGGAGCUGAUGAAGAAGGAGGGAACCACUCUUGGCCUGACGGUAUCAGGAGGAAUCGAUAAAGAUGGAAAGCCAAGAGUGUCCAACCUGCGGCAGGGAGGAAUUGCUGCCAGAAGUGACCAGCUGGAUGUGGGCGACUACAUCAAAGCGGUGAAUGGGAUCAACCUGGCCAAAUUCCGCCAUGAUGAGAUCAUCAGCCUGCUGAAAAAUGUUGGGGAAAGAGUGGUCCUGGAGGUCGAGUAUGAGCUUCCACCGGUCUCUAUCCAAGGAUCGAGUGUUAUGUUCCGAACAGUGGAGGUCACUUUGCACAAAGAAGGCAACACCUUUGGUUUUGUCAUCCGAGGGGGUGCGCAUGAUGACAGAAAUAAGUCCCGUCCGGUUGUGAUAACCUGUGUUCGUCCUGGAGGGCCUGCUGACAGAGAGGGUACUAUCAAACCUGGAGACAGGUUGCUCAGCGUGGAUGGAAUUCGGCUUCUGGGAACCACCCAUGCUGAGGCCAUGAGCAUCCUUAAACAGUGCGGACAAGAAGCAACGCUGCUGAUAGAAUAUGAUGUCUCCGUGAUGGAUUCUGUAGCAACAGCAUCCGGGCCACUACUAGUUGAAGUUGCCAAAACUCCCGGUGCCAGCCUUGGGGUUGCCCUAACUACCUCCGUGUGCUGUAACAAACAGGUCAUCGUCAUAGACAAAAUCAAAUCUGCAAGCAUUGCGGACAGAUGCGGGGCGCUACACGUGGGAGACCACAUCCUCUCCAUCGACGGCACGAGCAUGGAGUACUGUACCCUCGCAGAAGCAACCCAGUUCCUGGCCAACACCACUGACCAGGUCAAGCUGGAGAUUCUCCCACACCAUCAGACCCGCCUGGCCCUGAAAGGACCUGACCAUGCGGCUAUGGUGUCCUCGUCCUCUCCUACCUCUAUGAGUGCGUACAGCCUGAGUUCCCUGAACAUGGGGACUUUACCUCGAAGCCUCUACUCUACUAGUCCACGAGGAACCAUGAUGAGGAGGAGACUGAAAAAGAAGGACUUCAAAAGCUCAUUGUCUUUAGCCUCUAGCACUGUGGGAUUGGCUGGACAGGUUGUUCACACUGAAACCACAGAGGUUGUGCUGACGGCUGAUCCUGUCACUGGCUUUGGAAUCCAACUGCAGGGCAGCGUGUUUGCCACAGAGACUCUCUCCUCCCCACCUCUGAUUUCCUAUAUUGAAGCUGACAGCCCAGCAGAGAGAUGUGGUGUGCUGCAGAUUGGAGACAGAGUCAUGGCCAUUAAUGGAAUCCCAACAGAAGACAGCACCUUUGAGGAAGCCAAUCAGCUCCUUCGAGACUCUUCCAUCACGAGCAAAGUCACACUGGAAAUCGAGUUUGAUGUUGCAGAAUCUGUCAUCCCAAGUAGUGGAACAUUUCAUGUAAAACUGCCUAAGAAGCACAGCGUGGAACUUGGAAUAACCAUCAGUUCGCCAUCCAGUAGAAAACCAGGGGACCCUCUCGUCAUUUCAGAUAUCAAGAAAGGCAGUGUGGCACACAGAACUGGAACUCUGGAACUUGGAGAUAAAUUGCUCGCCAUAGAUAACAUCCGGUUGGACAGCUGUUCCAUGGAAGAUGCAGUCCAGAUCCUCCAGCAGUGUGAAGACCUGGUGAAGCUCAAAAUCCGCAAAGAUGAAGAUAACUCAGACGAGCAAGAGAGUUCCGGGGCGAUUAUUUACACGGUGGAGCUGAAGCGCUAUGGGGGGCCCCUUGGCAUUACCAUUUCUGGAACCGAAGAGCCCUUUGACCCUAUUAUCAUCUCGAGCCUCACUAAAGGGGGCUUAGCUGAAAGGACUGGAGCGAUCCACAUCGGAGAUCGAAUCCUAGCCAUCAAUAGCAGUAGCUUGAAGGGGAAGCCUCUGAGUGAAGCCAUCCACUUGCUACAGAUGGCGGGAGAGACUGUCACCCUGAAAAUUAAGAAGCAGACAGAUGCCCAACCUGCUUCAAGUCCCAAGAAGCUGCCCAUCCCCAGCCACUCAAGUGACCUAGGAGAUGGUGAGGAGGACCCCUCCCCAAUACAAAGGCCAGGCAAGCUCUCUGACGUGUACCCCUCCACAGUACCCAGCGUGGACAGUGCUGUGGACUCCUGGGACGGAUCUGGGAUAGAUGCCAGCUAUGGGAGUCAAGGCACGACUUUUCAGACUUCAGGGUACAAUUUCAACACCUAUGACUGGAGAAGUCCGAAGCAAAGAGCCAGCCUGUCCCCGGUCCCCAAGCCUCGAAGCCAGACAUACCCAGAUGUGGGCCUGAGUAAUGAAGACUGGGACCGGUCCACAGCCAGUGGCUUCGCCGGGGCUUCUGACAGUGCAGAUGCUGAACAAGAGGAAAACUUCUGGUCUCAAGCAUUGGAGGACCUGGAGACCUGUGGCCAGUCGGGAAUCCUGAGAGAGCUCGAGGAGAAAGCUGACAGGCGUGUGUCAUUGAGAAACAUGACCCUCUUGGCAACAAUCAUGUCGGGGAGCACUAUGAGUUUGAAUCAUGAGGCUCCAACGGCUCGCAGUCAGCUGGGGCGACAGGCCAGCUUCCAGGAACGGAGCAAUUCGAGGCCACACUAUAGCCAAACGACUCGCAGCAACACUCUGCCCUCGGAUGUGGGCAGAAAGUCUGUGACCCUGCGGAAAAUGAAGCAAGAAAUCAAGGAGAUUAUGUCCCCAACUCCCGUGGAGCUUCACAAGGUGACCUUAUACAAAGACUCUGGCAUGGAGGACUUUGGGUUCAGUGUGGCGGAUGGCCUGCUGGAGAAAGGGGUGUAUGUCAAAAAUAUCCGCCCAGCUGGGCCAGGUGAUCUUGGAGGCUUGAAGCCUUAUGACAGGCUCUUACAGGUUAACCACGUCCGGACGAGAGACUUCGACUGCUGCCUGGUGGUGCCCCUCAUAGCCGAAUCCGGUAACAAGCUGGACCUGGUUAUUAGCAGAAACCCACUGGCCUCCCAGAAGUCGAUAGAACAGCCGGCGCUGCCCAGCGACUGGAGCGAACAGAACAGCGCUUUCUUCCAGCAGCCCAGCCACGGUGGUAACCUAGAGACACGAGAACCCACUAACACAUUAUAGCAUUACUUUUAUAAAGCAGGACGAAAGACGAUAUCUACAUGGUGCUAAAACAAAACAGAACAGAACAGAACAGAACAGAACAGAACAGAACAGAACAGAACAGAACAACCCUUUAAGAUUUCUGUGACAGCCGAAGCACAGAGAAUCACGUGGCAUUAAUGCAAGCACAGGGGUCUUUUAAAUCUCCCUCAUAGCUCAUGUUCUCAUCCCUUCCCAACUAGAAGAGGUUUCUUUUAGGAUGACCACUCCGUUAACUGCGGGUCCUUCUCUGCCGGGGGUGGGGGGGCCCCAUUGGUAGACAAUAAAGAGGAAGGCAGCCCACCCCUUCCCCCACUCCGAUCAAGAUCAGAGGAAACGUUUUACAAUUCACCUUACUGUCACUUUUUACAGAGAGAAACAUCCCUUUGAAAAUAUUCUCUAUGGUAAUUUCCUGAAUGGAAUAAGUUUCUUACUAUAACGUCAUUAGUGUAAGAACAGGAUCAACAUGGAUUUACACACAGCUGGCCCUGCUAGGGGAGCUAGGAUGGGUGAAUGGCUAGGCCUGCCGAGGUGGGAGGGGCACAGGUAUAACAUUAGGUUUUCUUAAAAUAUUUCAGCAACAGUGCACGUUGGAGACCAUAAUAGGUGGUGGUAAAUGUUUCGCCCAAAUAUAGGAAUGAUUUUAACUAAGAUGUAUGCUAUUCCCUAUGCAACAGAUGAUCAAACAGGAUAUGUCUUGUGACCUGUUUUUUUUUUUUCCUUGAGGACACAUUCUUUUUUUUUUUUUUUUAAAUAGCUGAAAAAUCUCUGGUAAUGAAUUAGAGUGUGUAGUAACACUGAGCAUUAGUGAUAUGAUCCUAUUUUUAAAAUCCAAGACUAAGAAUUUAAGGAGUGAAGAGUCUAAUGAAAUGAGAUUCACUUUCUGGGUAGGCAAACAGAACUCAUGCAGCUCAGAAGUCUGCAGACUGCUACAUCGAGGGGUGCACAGCACAAUGACUUAAGGACGACGACGCUUUUGUUCUGAGUCACGCCACUUGCUUAACUUGUAAAUACAUUUUCACAAAGCUCAUUGCCAAUCACUGUCCCCCGAAGCAAUAAACUGUGACAGUUGCUUUAAAUGUCCGUGGGCAACUGUUUUCAUUUGUUCAGAUAUUUUGAAUAGCUUCACUAAUAACUGUUAUUUGGUAGAUAUUUAAAGAAAAAAAACUAGAUCUGUAUAUUGAUGGUAGAAUGUCAAAACAAUUCUUUCCCAAACAUGUUCAUUUUGGUCACUAAUACAACUAACUGCACAGGCAAAACAUCGAAACACUGUGUCCUUUGUUUAAGGGAAAUGAUUCAUCUUUCUUUUUUGUGCAAAGAAAUAUAUAAUUUCAGACACAUUUCAGAACCGCCAGGGCAGAGAAAGUAUAGAACAGAAUCAUGUUAAGAAAAAAAAAAUCAUGAGUCACUUAAAUAUGUAUUUUUGUUUGUAACAAACAAGUAUUAAACUGUAAAGUAUUUUUGUACAAAUUUAAUACUUUAAUAGCAUGGUAUUUAUCGUCUAUGUAUGGUUUUGGGGAAUUCGAAAUUGUUGCAAAUAUUUGUAUUGAAAAAAAAAAACCCUCUACCAAAUGGAAUAAACGGUGAUUUUAAAAAGCCAAAAUAAAAAAAAAAAAAGUGACCUGCA